Molecule: messenger RNA, 4156 nt
Organism: Heterobilharzia americana
Lineage: Eukaryota; Metazoa; Platyhelminthes; Trematoda; Strigeidida; Schistosomatidae
Source: the annotation of a GenBank genome assembly
AUUGUGGGAGGUUUGUAACUCAAGGUCGUUACUCACUGUUGGUUGCACCCACCAAAAGCCGAACUGUGUUCUGACUAUCCUUUUUCUUUUUUGCAUGUGAAUUUGCAACCAAUCUUUAUGACUGUUUAAAUUAUCCAUCUAGAGAUUCCAAACAAGACUGUUGUUGUUUUGUAUCGCAGAUUUUAUAUCUAGACAAUUAACCAUUAUCAUCUUUGCUAUCGUAAAUCAGCAUUUCUUAUGUAUAUGUAAUGUCAACUGUCAGAGAGUUGAAAGAAUCACCGGUGGCCUCAGCGCAAGCCUAUGUUUUGCAGUUUAAUGCUGAGGACCGAACAUGGCUGCCUAGUGGUGGAACACGAUCUCUUUCUUGGGUUCAAAUAUUACAGCAGAAAGGUUUGGAUGCAUUUCGUAUAGUUGGUUGGCGCCAACCAGAUAACCAAGUUGUUGUCAAUUCAGUAUUGAAAGGUGGAUUAGAAUAUCAAAUACAUGGACAGUUUCAUGAAUGGCGUGAUCCAAUCACUUCAAGAGUUUAUGGUUUACAUUUCCCUGAACAAGAAGAAGCUUCGAUAUUUUUGAAGACAAUCAAUCUUAUUUUGAAUAGAUUAACAAAUCCCGAUUGUAAAGAUUCAAUUAGUGAUAUUAUAAAUAAUAAUUCACAGUCUUUACCGCGUGAAUAUGCUCAACCAUUCAUCCUCUCAACUACUUCUACUACUUCUACUACUAGUACCCAACAUGACUCAAUAAAUCGUUCAACAGCCUCUAAAGGAUGUACGGUUGUCAUCGCCCCAGUUCAUCCUAGUAAUAAUAAUAAAAUUGGACAAAUUGAAUCCAAUACUACAGAUGAUCCUGUAUGCUUGCCAAAAGAACCUGAACCAAAUGAAAUGGCUAAUUACCUAUACCAAGAACCUGUUCACCAAGUUAAUCAAAGGAAUCAAGUUUUCUCAAUGUCUUUAACUUCAAAUCCGAAUGUAGUAACUAUUAAUACUGCUACUGCUAAAGAUAUUGACGCAUUUCAAACACAUCGUCGUCAAUUGUCUUCUGCAUCAUCAAGUAGUUUGGGUUAUGCUACAGGUCCUGGGACAACAGCAGCUCCUUCUUCUGCUUCAUCAUCUGCCAGCUACGGUUAUGGUUAUGGUUAUGCAGGUUCAGGCAGUUUGGCUAGUUAUGCAAGUAGUAGCAGUGGUAGCAGUGUUGGGAAUGGUGUUGUUGUUCCUACUGCUAGCGGUGGUGGGUAUAUAGGGACUGUGAAUCGUUUGGGAAGUGCAAGUACAAAAAAUCCGUCCCAAGGGAAUGAUUCUUCCAACUGGUUAGGUUUGAAUUCUCAAGUUCCUCGUGAAUGUGACAAUCAAUCACCUAUUAACUCUGUUAGUACAAGCAAUCCAGGUUCACCAUCAACUUUGGUUUGUUCAUUUUCUACAACCAAUGAAGAUGAACUGAUCAAACAGUCCGAGUCUUCAGGAUUAGCUGCUAUGCUUCAAGAAGCUAUUGCUGCACGUUUACGUAACAAAGGAAAUCGAUACAAUUCUACCGAUGUGAAUACUUCAGCUUCUAUCAAUAAUCAGGUAUCAACUAUAAAACCGCAUCCUCCGCCACCUCCACCUCUUCUGUCUGUUGCUCAGACAAAUGUAACCGGUGGCGAGGUGAAUACAAUUAAACGUACUGAUUCUAUACAGCAAUUGAGAAGAGAUUCUACUGAUCAAAAGUCAUCGAUGAUAGCAGAAAUUCAACGUCGUAUACAGGCACGACGACGUCAAAUAGAUGCAGCUGAAGAAUGCAGUACAAAAGAAGAUAAUUGUCCUGAGCCGUCUGCCUCAAUAUCUUCUGAGAAUACCGUUGAUGUUAGUGACAGUGGGUUGGCUACUCUACAUCAUAUGUAGGAUCUAGUCGCAAUCAAAUUAAUUCUGCUGAUUCACCAUUGAACAGUGUCAUGAAUACGUGUUUAUCGUUUACGCGAACAGAAUUGGAGAUUUUACGCCGCGAGAUAGUCAUUGAAUUGCGUAAAGAGGUUCAGUUGGCAAAGAAUGAAAUUAUGGACUGCAUCAGACUGUACAAAGCUGUUUAAAUACAAACAUCACUGCUUUUUUUCCUUUUCUCCACAAUGAAUAUAUCCAUUUAUUUAAUGAAACAUCCAGUCAAUACAUAUAAUCUUACAUAACUACUUACCCAUAUGUCAUAAUUCACUCACUUAUGCCAGCGUACCCCCACCCAUAUACACACUCCACUAACUCAAUCAGCACUGUGAACAUAAGUUGGUGCAUAUUAACACAGAAGUUGCGUACGCUUAUUGUAAAAGAUUUAUGACUAUCUGUUUGCAUGUUAAAUUGAAUAGUGUAAUCAUAAUUUCCUGUGCCUAUCUCUCUCGACUGACACCCUACUACUGAAAAUCACUCAUAUACAGUGUUGUUGUUCUCUGGAUAAUGCCACUUUCAUUUGAUCUUAUCCAGUUACUUUUUUUUUCUUUUCCUUCAUUUUAAGUUUCAUUUCAUAAUUUAUACAUUCCAUUUAUGUUUGUUUAGUUAUUUUUCUAAACAAAAUGUUUCUUUUCAAUAUAUAUAUAUAUACUACUUACAAACGUCUUCAGUAUGCUGACUGUUGUAGUUCGAUAUUUUCUAGUUUUAUUUCCCAAUGGUCAUUUUUAUUCUAGUUGUCACAUUUAUUUCCGGUCAUUUUGUUUGUUUGUUUUGUUUUUGUAUCUUCGUGUGAGUUUUGAUAUAUGUGUAGUUAUUUAGUUAAUUUAUAUAUCAUGAAAUAUGCACACAUUGCCGUUUUUUUUCAACUUCAAAAAUGUGUAUCUCUCAGUUACACUUAGUAAUAUUUAUCAGUCAUACUAGUAGUAAUAAAUUCCACAUUACUUUUCAACUAAUCAACGUGUUGACUCUAUAUAUAAUUCCUGUUUUCUUCUUAUGCGACUGGUGUAUGUUGCUUAUGUUUACUAGGUUUCUUUUCAGUUAUAUCUAGCUAUAUUAAUUCUUCUCUGUAUUUUUUCCAUCAUUACAAAAGAAAGUUAAGUGUGUACAAACGUGAUUGUUUUUCGCAUUUUUCACUUACUUUUAUUUCCAUUUCAUAAUAGUAAACGAUCUCCAUUGUCGUGGUAUUUUGUACUAGUUUUAAUUUUCUUCCAUCGAUUUUCAUUUGUUGUAGGCAUACACGUAUAUAGUGCCUCUGGUUAUAACUGCUUUCCACCUUGUAGGCUAUCAAUAUUUAUGAAGAUAAUUUAUGUCAACUUUUUUGUUCACAUUUCUUUACUCUAUCUGUCUUCAUCCAAUGUCUGUUCAAGUGACGAUACGCAUAAAAUAUAUACAUCAUUAUUAUGGAAGCUUAUCAGUGGUUUUCGGCUGUGCUAAUGAUUACCAUGCCAACUGACGAAUAUCUCUAAACAGACCAGUUUGGAUCUGAAAAAUAAAGACAAACUCGAUAAAGAAACUUGCAUAUAGGUGGAUCGGUUCAAGUUACCACACUUCACUGUAGUAUAUCAAAGUAAGUAAAGGAUUGUGAGAGAAUGAAGUCUGAAGAUAAAGGUAAGUGCAAAUAUUCAAGCUUUAGAAGACGUUAAGAAGUGAAUUCAUCUGCGUCAUUGCGACCGAUUUUCAGCCAUAUCACCAAGAGUCAGACCUCAAUGACUGAUUCCCUUCGUCUCGGUGACCCCAACAGACAGUCUACAUCUCCCUAGACGGCUCAGAUCAAGAAUCAGCAACUUCGUCGACUUGUGCUACGCCUUGGUCUGGCCACCAUGAACCUUAUUCGAAGCUAAUCUAACUUUCCCUAACGCACGGCACAUUGAGGUAGGUGGUGGCUUGGCAUGCACACAACAUGUCCAAGCCAUCUCAGUUGACAAAGGUUCAAAACCUUAUCAACCAACUUGCCUGUCUCCUCUAGUGUCCUUCGCCUGACCUACAUAUUGCUCAUAUUGUGAUUUCACGAAACGUGAGCAAUGUUACGAAGAAAUCUCUGAUCGAAACCUUGUGAUCACUUCAUGUCGUCUACUUUUAACGGUCAUGUCUCACAUCCAUACAACAGAAUGAAGUGCAGCGUAGUAUACUCGUCCUUUGAUAGACAGCUGGAUAUUCGGUCAACGCUACAGAUGACGGAAGUUGGCAAUGCCAAAUGGGCCUUCUGUAUCCGAUGUGGGAUUUCGUCAGCAACCAGUCAUGUCCUCAAG